AUGGCGAAUUUGGGCGUCGUGUCGGUAUUGUGUCUGUUUCUGGCGCAGGUUGUUGCGUCAUUGACGCAAUACGAGGAGCGCUAUGGGUCACAGCUACGCAGCCUCCCGGCGGACGAGAUUGUGGAGGAGCCGCUGAACAAAUUCGCCUUCGGCAGCUGCCAAAAGAUAGAGCUGAACCCGAAACGCAUCUAUGACUCCAUUACGCGUUACAACCCUGACAUGUUCCUGUAUACGGGAGACAUUGUCUAUGCUCCCAACGGAUGCUGCGAACCACACUGUUUGAAACAUGAGUACAACCGUCUGAAUGCGUCAUCGGUAUAUCGGGAGUUUGCGGCUUCUAUGAAACGCAUGGACGGUAUUUACGACGACCAUGAUCUGGGCAUCAACGACGGGCACAUAAAGUACGAGCAUCGCGAAUUCAGCCAGGAGUAUCUGCUGGACUUCUUUAACAAGCCGGCGGAUCACUACCGGAGGAAGCGUGCCGGCUCCUACUUCUCCAUGCUCUUCCGGGACCCGGAGCAGCCCAAACGCGCGGUUAAGCUGAUCGUGCUCGACGUGCGAUAUCACCGUGACUGCUACUACUAUUGCUCGUGUCACACGUGCCUGUGGAGAAGGAUGCACUUCAACAAGUAUUUCGUGGCGAGGACAAUCAACUAUCUAUUCGGAUUCGGCUGUAACCACAGCGGAGACACGCUGGGAGCGGAGCAGUGGCGCUGGCUGGAGGGGCAGCUGCACCAGUCGGAAGCAGAGGCGCAUAUCAUUGUGUCCUCAAUACAGAUUUUCACACGUUACCCCAUCACUGAGAGCUGGGGAUUGUUGCCCGAAGCGAAGGAAAGGCUUAUGGAACUGCUACUCACGACCCAACCCAAGAAUCCCAUCUUCCUCUCGGGAGAUGUGCACUGGGGUGAACUGAAUGAGAAGGAUGGGGUUGUCGAAGUCACCUCAAGCAGUCUCACGCACUCGUUUUUGGAACAAAACAAAUCGCCGUAUCGCCCAUUCGCUCUGACCUUAUACGUGUUCAAGCGCACCGCCUAUAUGUUCAACAACUUCGGCGGUUUGGAGUUCGAGUACGAUGCCAGCGCGGACGCGCUGAAGUGGAGUGCUAAGCUCUUUAACACCGAAGGGCAAAUAGUUCGUCACUUCUCCAACGACCCUAGGCGAGACCCUCGAUCCAUAUACCACGACGUGAAAACCAAGCGCCAAUCAUUUUUCAAAAAGGAUCGCAUGGUAAAGUGUCGGAGUAUAUUGUGGAAACUGGCCCUUGGAUACGUCUUUCUAUGUGUGCUGUCCUGGAUGGUGCUCACACCCUAUAUCGCCUUGCGUGCCGUCCACCGCCGUGUAUUCGGUACGCGGAGACACAAAACAGAAUAA
Molecule: messenger RNA, 1371 nt
Organism: Babesia ovata
Lineage: Eukaryota; Apicomplexa; Aconoidasida; Piroplasmida; Babesiidae
Product: ankyrin repeat containing protein
Exons: 6
Coding region: 1-1371 (456 amino acids)
Source: RefSeq, a predicted model, not a curated record